AUGCCAACAAAAUUCGAUGUUAAUUUUACAGGUAAUAUUUAUUUAAAUGAUAUAUCAAAAUUAAAUGAAACUGAAAUUUAUUGUUUAUUUUAUCCUCGAACAAUAAAUGAUAUUGAAUAUUUAGUAUCAAAAGCUAGAUCUCAAGGUAAAACAAUAUCUAUACGUGGACAAGCACAUACUAUGGGUGGACAAACAUUACCAUCAAAAAAAAAUAAACAAACAAAUUAUGUCUGUGAUUUAAAAUAUAUGAAUCAUGUUGAAUAUAAUGAACAUACAAAAGAAGUUUUAGUUGAAGCUGGUGCAACAUGGACUCAUGUUAUUAAUAAACUUAAUUUAUAUGGUAGAUCACCAGUUGUUAUGCAAAGUUAUUGUACGUUUAGUGUAGCUGGAACAAUAUCCGUUAAUGCACAUGGUAUUACAUCCGAUGAUGCUAUGGCUGCAUCAGUUAUUAGUAUUGAAUAUAUUGAUAUGAACGGUAGAAUAGCUGAAUGUAGUCAUGAAAAAAAUCGAGAAUUAUUUUCAUUAAUUAUUGGUGGAUAUGGUCUUUUUGGAAUAAUUACACGAUUAAGAUUAAAAACUGUAUCGAAUGUUAAAACUUCAUUGGAAUAUAUUCGAUUACAAGCUGAUCAAUUUGCUAACUAUUAUGAACAAUGUCUUAAUGAUAAAACAGUAGAAAUAAAAAUUGCUCGUGUUGAUCUUAUUCGUCCAAAUAAUAUUUUAUUAUUUAUAUUUCGUCAAGAAUCAGGAACAUUUGGUACAAUUGCUGAUUUAAGUGAUGAAGCACGUAUUAUGCAUCCACGUCAUCAUUUAAUUUAUACAUAUGUUGCACAACGUCAACUAUUUGCUCGUAUACGUUUUGCAUUAGAAAAAAUACUUGCACGUCCACUUGAUUUAACAUAUUCGACUGAUCGUAAUACAACAAUGUAUGAAUCAGCUAAACCAAUGGCACUUUUAUAUCAACCAUUAACAUAUUAUGAUGAUACAUUUAUAUUACAAGAAUAUUUUAUACCAAAAGAAUAUUUUUAUCAAUGGUAUAAAGAAUUAAAAGAUAUUCUUAAAAAAAAAUUUGAAUAUAUUAUUCUAUUAAAUUUAACAAUACGUUUUAUUAAAAAAGAUCAAUUAACAUUUCUUUCAUAUACAAAAAGAUAUGAUUCAUAUGCAUUUGUUUUUUAUUUUCGUAUAAAACGAAAUGAAUUAGGUGAUAAUGAAGUUAAAAAUAUUCAUCAAACAUUAAUUCAAUUAACUUUUAAAUAUCAAGGAACAUUUUAUCUACCUUAUCGACAACAUUAUUCUCAUCAACAAAUCCUUCAAGCAUAUCCAAUGUUUGAAGAAUUUCUUGAAAAAAAACAAAUGUAUGAUUCAAUUGGAUUAUUUUCAAAUAAUUGGUAUGAAUAUUAUCGACCGAAAAAACAAUUUUCAACGAUGACAAAUCGUAUCAAUGAAAUGAAAUUAAUAACAGAUCGAUUUCAAAUUGUUGAACAACGUCGAACAAAUUCUUUUAAUUCAGUUAUUUCCAAUGAAAUUUCAAGAGAAAAAUUUAGAAAAUUUCUUCGAACAGUUUUUAAUGCUGAACCUAUUCAUGUCAUAUUUAAUUAUGUUAAUCGUGCUGUUAGAGAUCCAAAGAAUAAAAAUGAUAAUGAUAUUUAUCUAGAAUUACAAAAUGUUUUAAAAACAAGACGAUUUACUUUGAUACGAAAAAUUUUUGCAAUAUUUAAACAAUUUCGACAACUUAGAUUACAAAUUAAUGAUAUGUUAAGACAACAAAUAACAAUUUUUAAACAUUUAGGAUAUUGUGGAAAGAUUCGAGAUAUAGUCAGUAUUGGUGAUGGUGGUCGAUGUAUAAAAGAAUUACAAGAAAUAUUAAAAAUAAGAGAUGGUCGUGUUUAUAUUGUUAAUGAUCGUCAACGUUGGACAGAUAUUAUUGAACGAAAUAGUUUAUUUUCUAUUGGUAAUUUUAUUCCAUAUAAUUUUUCAAAUUUAACCGAUGUUCCUAUUCCAAGUGAAUCAAUUGAUCUUGUUGUUUGUUAUAUGGGUUUACAUCAUUUACCACAAGAUCAACUUGAUAUAUUUUUAAAAAUGAUCUAUAGAAUUCUUCGUCCAAAUGGUUUAUUUAUAUUUCGUGAACAUCAUGCACUUGAACAACUUAAACCAUUAUUAGAUGUUGCACAUAUGGUAUUUAAUGUUGUUACUGGUGUUGAUUAUGAAUCAGAACGAAAUGAAAUACGAGCAUUUCGUACUAUCGAACAAUGGCGUUCUUGUGUAAGACAAAUAGGUUUUCAAGAUACUUUUAUUUAUGAUGAACAAGAAGAUGAUCCAACAGAUGAUAUAAUGAUUGUUGUACGAAAACCUGACAUAGAAUAUGUCGAUACUAAUGAUAUAAAUGAAAUAAUUGAAAAUAAAACUUAUACAAAAAUAUCUGCUUAUCUCGAAUCAAAUUACUUUCGUCCAUUAGAAUGGUUAGUUGUUCGUAUUCUAAUGGAAUUUGGACAAUAUUUAAAUCAUACGCCAUUUUAUUAUUUUCCUUAUAUGAAAUAUCUUUCAAUUUAUUGGUCAUUAAGUUUAACUGAAACAGAUUUUGCUAUAAAAAAAUAUGGUUUCAUACAAACACUUUUUGUAUCACCUGCAUUUUUCAUGAAUAUAUCUGUUGGUGUUUUUUUAUCUUUAGCAUUCAUACAAAUGGCUUUUGUUUCAUUUCUUAUUCGACUUGUGCCUGGUUUUCGAUAUGGACCUGAAUAUGAACAAGUAAUUAUUGAAAAACUUGAUGAAAAUAAUGAAGAUUUUAAUUUUCAAGAAUCUAUUGAUGAAAGAAUUGAUGAUAUACAAAUAUUAAUAGAUAAUCGUUUAUAUGCUAUACGAGUACCAAGACAUGAAGUAUUUAAUUCAAUAUUAAAAAGAAUUGCUUUACAUCCAAUAAAAUUUAAUAUUUUAUCAAUAUCAAAACAAAAAGAACAAAUUCAAAUUGAAUUAGCGGUUAAUAACAAUAAUGAUGAACGUCUUUUAUGGUUAAAACAACGACCUAAUAUGGAUAUUAUAUUUGAAUUUAAAAGUCCACUAGAUCAAAGUCGAACACAUAUUAUUUUACGUGUUAAACUUCGAUAUUUAUUAACAUUAAUACGUGAAUGUGCACAAUUUGAAGCUGAUAAAUCAUUGACAAUUAUUCAAAUUUAUGAUCAUUUCUUUUAG
Messenger RNA from Rotaria sordida, 3183 nucleotides. The record is from the annotation of a GenBank genome assembly. NCBI's taxonomy places the organism in Eukaryota, Metazoa, Rotifera, Eurotatoria, Philodinida, Philodinidae.